UUCGGCUGCAGCAGUCACAUUUUCUCCCCUGCUGCUAGCCUGAGUCCCCGAUCCUUGUGCUGGCUGUCAGGGGGGCACUGGGCUCAUGGAGAGACCCGUGAAGGAUGGGAUCCUCUAUGUGCAGCACUGCAAAUUUGGAAAGAGGUCCUGGAGGAAGAUGCGAGCCCAGCUCUUUGCCGCCAGCCCCUCUGGAGUGGCCCGCAUGGAGAAUUUUGACGUGCGGGAUGAUGGCAUGACGUUGGAGAAGACCUUGCAGCGGAGCACCCGCCGGGUGAUCCGUCUCUCGGACUGUGUUUCUGUGGGCCCAGCAGGCAUAGAGAGCUGCCCCAAAGCCACCGCUGCCUUCUACCUCACCACGACGGAAAAGAGCUACGUGCUGGCAGCUGAGCAGCGGGACGAGUGGAUCACCCAGUUGUGCCAGCUGGCCUUCCAGGAUACAAAGGACAUGGUGCAGAGUGCUGCCAGGACCCAGCCUAGCCCUGCUGUCCCCAUGGAGGAGAAUUCCCUAUACUCUUCCUGGCAAGACCUGACUGAAUUCCUGGUGCUGGUGGUGCAGACGGAUGCAGCUGCCCGCUGCGGCUUGCACGGGCACUACCUGCUCUCAGCCCUUCCGCAGAGCCUGACGCUGAAGGACCUGCAGUCCCGCCAGCCCCUGCUCACCUGGCCCUACCCCUUCCUCCGCAAGUUUGGCCAGGAUCAGAUGGUGUUCUCCUUUGAGGCCGGCCGCCGCAGUGACUCCGGCGAGGGCACCUUCACCUUCAGCACCCCACGGGCCCCAGAGCUCUGUCGGGCUGUGACCGCCGCCAUUGCCUGCCAGCAGCAGGGCAAGGACACUCCAGACCCCCAGCUCUCUGCACAGGGUCUUGAGCCCCAGCCCUGGGGCGCUAAGGCUGAUGAGCCCCAGCCCAGCCCACCCCUGGGGGGUGCAGAACCUGCUUCCCACCCCCCUGCCAGCCUCCUCUGCUUCCCCUCACCCGAGCCAGAGGGCACAGGCCCCAUCAUCUAUGCCUCCAUCGCCCGGAGCCAGCAGCCCCUCUUUGUGCUGGGGCAGCCAGGCACCAGCGAGCCCUGGGCCGCGGGGAAGCCACCCCCUGAGCAUCUCUAUGAGAACAUCUUCACGGCGGAGCUGGGUCCAGCCAGGGAGGAGGAGGAGGAGGAAGGGCAGGGGCAGUGGGAGCUGGGAUGCCGCCAAGCCCCCGAGGGCCACAGCAGUGAGGCAGGCCCCCUCUACGACAACCGGGCUGCCCUGGGUCAGCUCCCCCGGGGCAGCCCCCAGCCUCCGGAGCAGCGCUGGGGCCGUGGAGGGCAGGAGGCGCUGCCAGGGCCCCGUGGGCACAAGCCCCAGCGCAAUCUCCGGGCCAAGCUCGUGCGGCUGCUCAGCCGGGAGACGUCCGGCCCGCGGGACUGGGCCUGAGCCGGGGCUGAGCGCCCUUCGGUGAUGCGGUGCCGUGAAUAAACAGCCUGGGCCGGA
Messenger RNA from Falco peregrinus (peregrine falcon), 1471 nucleotides. It is a transcript of the gene DOK3, whose product is annotated as docking protein 3. The coding region runs from base 86 to 1414 and encodes 442 amino acids. The record is from RefSeq and is a predicted model, not a curated record. Gene Ontology annotation, biological process: positive regulation of MAPK cascade; cell surface receptor protein tyrosine kinase signaling pathway. Gene Ontology annotation, cellular component: cytoplasm. The transcript is spliced from 5 exons. NCBI's taxonomy places the organism in Eukaryota, Metazoa, Chordata, Aves, Falconiformes, Falconidae.